Molecule: messenger RNA, 1247 nt
Organism: Empidonax traillii (willow flycatcher)
Lineage: Eukaryota; Metazoa; Chordata; Aves; Passeriformes; Tyrannidae
Product: poly [ADP-ribose] polymerase tankyrase-2-like
Exons: 7
Coding region: 161-1156 (331 amino acids)
Biological process (GO): positive regulation of transcription by RNA polymerase II
Cellular component (GO): nucleus
Molecular function (GO): transcription cis-regulatory region binding; protein binding
Source: RefSeq, a predicted model, not a curated record
CUCUUGUCUCUGUUAUAUUUAGGUUAAUGCAUUAGAUAAUCUUGGCCAGACCUCUCUUCAUAGAGCAGCACACUGUGGUCAUCUUCAGACAUGCAGGUUGCUGCUGAGUUCUGGAUGUGAUCCUUCCAUCGUGUCUCUGCAGGGCUUUACAGCCUUACAAAUGGGGACUGAAAGCGUGCAACAGCUGCUACAGGAAGGGAUCCCAUUGGGUAAUUCUGAUGCAGAUCGACAGUUGCUGGAGGCUGCAAAGGCUGGAGAUGUGGAUACUGUAAAAAAGCUAUGUACUGUUCAGAGUGUGAACUGCAGAGAUAUUGAGGGGCGUCAGUCUACACCACUUCAUUUUGCUGCUGGAUAUAACAGAGUAUCUGUUGUGGAGUAUCUUCUUCAGCAUGGAGCUGAUGUGCAUGCAAAAGAUAAGGGAGGACUUGUCCCGUUACAUAAUGCUUGUUCAUAUGGUCACUAUGAAGUUGCAGAACUGCUGGUUAAACAUGGUGCCGUUGUCAACGUAGCUGACUUGUGGAAAUUCACUCCUUUGCAUGAAGCUGCAGCAAAAGGAAAAUACGAGAUUUGCAAACUCCUGUUACAGCAUGGAGCUGACCCCACGAAGAAAAACAGAGAUGGAAAUACUCCUCUAGACCUUGUUAAAGAUGGUGAUACUGAUAUUCAAGACCUACUUAGAGGAGAUGCAGCUCUACUAGAUGCUGCAAAGAAAGGUUGUUUGGCCCGAGUAAAAAAGCUGUGUUCACCUGACAAUGUCAACUGUCGGGACACGCAAGGACGACAUUCAACACCACUACAUUUAGCAGCUGGUUACAACAAUUUGGAGGUUGCAGAGUACCUGUUACAGCAUGGAGCAGAUGUGAAUGCACAGGAUAAAGGAGGUUUGAUUCCUCUGCAUAACGCAGCAUCCUAUGGGCAUGUUGAUGUGGCAGCUUUACUUAUAAAGUAUAAUGCAUGUGUGAAUGCCACGGACAAAUGGGCUUUCACACCUCUCCAUGAAGCAGCCCAGAAAGGAAGGACUCAGCUUUGUGCCUUGUUACUGGCACAUGGGGCUGAUCCCACUCUGAAAAACCAAGAAGGACAAACGCCACUGGACCUGGUCACUGUAAGUGAUGGGGCUCAUCUUGGGAAAUCUGUACUUAUCUGCAGUUUGUGACAGCUCAUCUAAAAACUGUCCUUGGACAAAAGGGUAGUACAGCAACUUCUGCAGAAUUUAAAAUACUCUGGUUUCUCUGGUGUUUGUAUGU